This is a messenger RNA of Acaulospora colombiana, 602 nucleotides long. The record is from the annotation of a GenBank genome assembly. NCBI's taxonomy places the organism in Eukaryota, Fungi, Glomeromycota, Glomeromycetes, Diversisporales, Acaulosporaceae.
CACAAACUCAUAUCUUCCCAGAGAUUCGGGUAGAUGCUAUCAAAGUGCUAGAGCUACUAUUGGAUGUCAUUCCAGAAGUAGUAGUCUCCCAAGGAUCCAGUGGACAUGGAGAAAGGGUUCUCAAUGGAUAUCUGGGCUUAUUGGUUAGCACUUCGUCAAGAAGCGAAAGUGCUCACGGUGGUAUCUUCACUGGGUCGAUUUCUCAAAGAAGCAUCCCAGCAAAGAGAAAAUACAGAGAACAACCUCUGACUCAAGAUCUUCCUAUUGAAGUAGAUGAACAGAUCGAAGACCGAAAAACUCCAUCGACUCCAUUUAUUUGGAAUAAUGAUCAAAUGAUGGAAUGCCACCCUUGGGGAGAGGAUGAGCUGGUCAAUGCAAUAGAGGCCGUCUCUUUACCAAGAGAAUCCUCGAACAGUAGCAAAAUGAACGACAUUAUCCCCAUAGCAGAGAAAUUCUUGCACCAAUUCCUGGUUGAUAUGUGCUUGGAGUAUGGUCCUUCGACGCUUCUCGAUCUUGGAGGCAGUGCCAAAGACAAGCUGGAGCUACGUUUAUUGCAUGCCAUUCUGAAGCUUGCACACGCGUUAUAUUUACCUAUGCUGAUG